CUCAGAAAUAUCCAAGCUCCAAAAUAGUUGGUCUGUCGAACUCGCGUACACAGAAAGAGUACAUAGAAUCUGCUGCUCGUUCUCGAGGCUUGCGCAAUAUAAAAAUUAUAACAGCUGAUAUGAAUGACUUCGGCUUCACCGAAGGACAGCAAUUUGACCACAUUUUGUCUAUCGAAAUGUUCGAGCACAUGAAGAACUACAAGAUGCUUCUCAGCAAGAUUGCAUCUUGGCUGCGACCUGAUGGGCUGCUCUUCGUGCACAUCUUCUGCCAUCGUUCCAUGCCGUACCACUUCGCAGAGGACGACGGCUGGAUGGCGACACAUUUCUUCUCGGGCGGGACUAUGCCGUCGCACGACCUCCUACUAUACUUCCAGGAUGACCUCACCCUCUUGCGAAGCUGGUAUGUCAACGGCCGACACUACGCCCAACCUGCGAGGACUGGCUCGUCCUCAAGACGCGAACACUGCGAAGAGCAUCAAUAUCUGAGCUUGACGCUCGAAAAGGGUGUUGGGGCUGAGGAGGGUCGGAAGUAUUUUAUCGGUAAGUAUGCAGCGAUCAUGCUCGUACUGCGUCGAUUUCAUCGCUCUGUGACUAUGACUAGCUUCCGAGUCUUUUAUAUGGCGUGUGCGGAGCUCUUUGGCAUGAGGGAUGGCGAGGAAUAUGGAGUGGGCCACUAUUUGUUCAAGAAGCGGAUCUGAAGGCCCGGCCGAACUUUCGUGUCGCAAAGCUAAGAAAUGCUUAAAAAAAUAACGUUGCCAUGGAACUAUCGCAACACGCAU
Molecule: messenger RNA, 779 nt
Organism: Fomitopsis serialis
Lineage: Eukaryota; Fungi; Basidiomycota; Agaricomycetes; Polyporales; Fomitopsidaceae
Exons: 7
Coding region: 120-698 (192 amino acids)
Source: RefSeq, a predicted model, not a curated record